CACGAUGCAUUACUCAACCUUCACCACCUCGGACAACUGCCGCCUCGCCUUCCAGUCCUCCAUUCCGCUCCCCACAACCCCGGACCGCACUCCAACAACCACAACCACCACCACAACCACCAACGACACCCCCGAUUUCACCACCUGCAUCCUCCUCCUCCACGGCUUCUCCGGCUCCUCGGCCUACUUCACCCGCAACACCGGGCCCCUAUCCGCCCAGCACUGGGUCAUAACCCCCGACCUGCGCGGGCACGGGCAGUCCGGCCACAACCCCUCCCGCGGCGGCUACCACGUAGCGCGGCUCGCAGCCGACCUGCACGAGCUCAUCACCCACCUCCGCACCCUCACCACCACGACCCCUACCACCACCAGCACCGCCACAACCCCCAAUCCAUCACCACCAACAAAAUUCAUCCCCAUCGGCUGCUCCAUCAGCGCCGCCAUCCUCUGGACCUACACCGAGCUCUUCACCGACGCCGCCUUCGCAGGCUGCAUCGUCGUGGACCAAGCCCCGCUCCAAGACCGCGCGGCGCUGGGGCUGGGCGGGACCUGGGGCGCCGGGCUGGCGCACGGCGGGUGCUACGACGAGGCGACGCUGCUGGCGGCGCAGCGGGCGUGGGUGGAGGAGCCGGCAAGGGCGCGGGCGGGGUUGGUGGAGGGGUGUUUGGGGUAUCGGGUCGCGGCGGCGGCGGGUGAUGGGGAGGGGGUAAGGGAGGUGGGGGAGGAUGAGAGGGUGAGGGAUGAGGUGUUUUUUACGGGGGUCAGUGCGCUGUGUGAUGGGGUGUGGUUGGCGAGGCUGCUGGCGGAUCAUACAAGGUAUGAUCAUCGCGAGGCGUGUGAGGGGUUGACGAGGCCGGUGUUGGUCAUGGCGGGAAGGAGGAGUGGGUGUUUUACGUUGGAGGGGAUGGAGGAGACGGUGAGGAGGGCGAGGAAGGGGGGGAAUGGGGAUGCGGAGAUGGUGGUGUUCGAGUCGGGGCAUUGGUUGUUCUACGAGGAACCGGAGCGGUUCAAUCGGGAGGUGCUCGCGUUUGUGGCGCGCUGCACAAGGCACGCCGAGCCGCGCCAGCACGUUGGCAGGGCCCCGUUCCAACCAGAUAUUCAUCUUUUCCUCGCUCUUCACCCACACCAUGCCCAGCAUGCCGGCGGCGUUGGUGUCUAUCCCGUCCCAACCGGCCGAGCGCCGCGGUACCACCACCAACCAGUUCCGGUCCAUGAUCACGUUAUGGGGUAUGGCCGCCUCCCCUUCUAG
Messenger RNA from Chaetomium fimeti, 1249 nucleotides. Its product is annotated as Alpha/Beta hydrolase protein. NCBI's taxonomy places the organism in Eukaryota, Fungi, Ascomycota, Sordariomycetes, Sordariales, Chaetomiaceae. The record is from RefSeq and is a predicted model, not a curated record. The coding region runs from base 5 to 1249 and encodes 414 amino acids. The transcript is spliced from 2 exons.